AUGCCAAACCCGAUUAGACUUGUAACGCCAGAUAAUACAAAGCCGAUGCACGCAGACCCGGCGCUGAACAAUCUGUUCUGGGCUAAGGCUAUUCGUAAAUGUGCAGAUCACCUCCUGGAGCUGGGUCCGUUCGGGGAGCUGGUGAUGAAUAAUAGGCUUUACAUCCUCCGCGGUCUCGUCGUUGUUAAGCAAUCUUUGCAGUUCGUCGUUGUAGAUGCGCCAGAAGUACUGUUGUCUAUACACCUUCUUAAGGUCCUCGUCGCGUUUUUUGGUCCUAUCGCCGAUCUUCCGCACGAGCGUCCUGUAUAUCUGGCCCAUCUCCGUCUCUUCAGCCUGAUACAAAAAUCCAUACCGGCUUCGGAUCUCCACGAACAAAGCCCUUCGUUCCCUUUCCUACUCGAUGAUCUUAGGAUCAGGAGGGAGCGCGUUCUUAAGGUGUACAGGCACCUUCUUGGGAGCGUGCGGGUCGCAUCGAAUACUCAUGUGGGUAAAGGCGCGAAGACUCUAAAUGUCAUCGUGUUCUCGCUUGGUUAUCGUCUUGCCCCCGAAAAUCCUUUCCCUAUACCAUUUGAUGAUGCUAAUGAUGGACUGAAAUGGGCAUAUGCAAACGCGUCUAAGUACGGCGGGGAUGUAAAGAAGGGCUUCGUGUGUGGAGGCACCUCAUUCGGUGGUCACUUAGCCGCUUUGGCAACCUACCGGGCCCAGAAACUUGGCAUUCUUGUGUCGGGUUGUUUCUCCAGAGCACCGAUGGUCUUGGACCGUUCUGUUGCCAAGGAGGCCUGGAAAGAAACUCUUGAUAUCCUUCCAAAGGAUGUUUAUACGCCUCUCUUGAACUUGAAAACCUGUGAACGUUUCUAUGAAUACAUGGCAAUUCCUCCUAAAGAGCUGACUAGCCCUGCAAAUGACAGCGGCACGGAAGUCCAUCACAGAUGCAAUGACUGGGUUAAGAUGGUUGUUCCGACUCUAAAAGAUUCCUCCAGAGUCUGA
This is a messenger RNA of Venustampulla echinocandica, 987 nucleotides long. RefSeq lists its product as uncharacterized. The transcript is spliced from 5 exons. The record is from RefSeq and is a predicted model, not a curated record. NCBI's taxonomy places the organism in Eukaryota, Fungi, Ascomycota, Leotiomycetes, Helotiales, Pleuroascaceae. The coding region runs from base 1 to 987 and encodes 328 amino acids. Gene Ontology annotation, molecular function: hydrolase activity.